GAGCUCCGUCUGCAUACGCGCAGGCCCCGCCCGGCACGGGAUGCUGCCUCCGCCGCUUGGCUUCUGUGCGAGAGCAGACGCUGUGCCCCCGGCUGAAUCUUCAGUUUCCUCCACUCUUCUAGGAGCUGCAGAAAAUGAACACAUAUCCGGGAUCAGUGUCAUUCGAGGAUGUGACUGUGGAACUCUCCCCGGAGGAGUGGCGGCACAUGGGCCCUGCUCAGAGGACUCUGUACAGAGAGGUGAUGCUGGAGAACUACAGCCACCUGGUCUCCGUGGGGUAUUGCAUUACCAAGCCCAAGUUGAUAUUCAAAUUGGAGCAAGGAGAAGAACCGUGGUCUUUAGAGGACAGAUUCCUAAGCCACAAGUACCCAGGUUAUUACAAAGUAGACGUCCACAUCAAGGGAAAUCAAGACAAACAAGGGAAGCCUCUAUGGCAAGUAAUAUUCAUUGGUGAUAAAACACUGAGUAAAGAAGGACAGAAAGUUCUAGAAAAACCAUUUAAUUUGGGCAUAGCUUCAGGUUUUUCAGGAAAAAUAACCUAUAAACAUGAUUCAUGUCAAAUGAAUUUUCCAGUCAUUUCUGAGUUAAUUAUUAGUGAAGGAGACUAUUCAAGAGAGAAGGCUGAUUACAUGACUGUAUGUGAAAAUUUGCAGCUUUCUAUUAAACACAGGGACACUCAUACUGGAGAGAAAUCUCAUGAAUAUAAUAAAAAUGUGAAAACUGUUAGUGUUAAGAAAGAUAAGGAUCAGAGAUUUCAAACAUUGGAGCAAUUGUUUGAAUGCAGUGAGUUUGGGAAAAUUUUGUAUGAAAAAACUGUCUGCCUUACAGUUGAGAGUUCUCCAACAGAAGAGCAGUGCUGUCAGGGUGAUGAGCUUGGGAAAAACUGUGAUAGGACAACUCUGUUUAGCCACACGAGAGCUGACCCAAGGGAGAAGUGCUCUGAUGUUAGUGACUGUGGGGAAUUCUGCUGCGAAUCCACCAUCGAGGAGUACAGUAAAGUUCACCUGGCUGUAACACACCAGGAAUGUGAUGAAAAUGGUAUUAAUUCAUGUGGGAAGUUACCCCUAAUUCAAGCUCAGAGACCUGUUACAGGACAGAGUGUUCUUGAAAGCAAUCCAUGUGAAGAAAACUUGAGCCAAAGUCUGGCCCACAUAGUACAUCAGGAGAAGCCAAUUGGAGAUAACUUCUGUGAAUGUCCUGAAUGUACUAAUACCUUCUUCUGGAAAUUAGGCCUUAUCACACAUCAGCAAACUCAAGAGAAACCCUGCCAGUCAGGUCUGUACGGGAAAUGCAGGGAAUCCUUUUACCAGAAAGCACACCCCAUUCAGGAUCAGAAGACUUACUCAGGGGAGAACCCUUACAAAUGUGAGGAAUGUGGGAAAUUCUUUUGUUCACAUUCACACCCUAGUCAGCAUCCUGGAACUCAUAUGGCGUCCAAACUCUGUGAAUGCAAUAAAUGUGGGAACACUUUCUGUGAGAAGUCAAACCUCAGUGAACAUCUGAGGCUUCACACAAAGGAGAAACCUUAUGGUAACAACGACUGCAGGAAAUGUCACACACCACCCCCCAUGGGACAGCAGAGAACAGACACAGAGAUGAAGAUCUGCCACAGCCGUGAGUAUGCGAAAACCUCCGUGAUGGGACAUCUCAAGGAAUAUCAGAAAGUUCACCCGGGUGGGAAACCCUAUGAAUGUGCUGACUGUGGGAAAACGUUCUCCAAAACGUCACAUCUGACAGCACAUCAGAGAACUCACAGGGGUGAAAGACCCUAUGCAUGCAUUGAAUGUGGGAAGACUUUCUCUCACAAGACACAUCUCAGUGCACAUCAGAGAACUCACACUGGGGAAAAACCCUAUGAAUGUAGCCAGUGUGGGAAAGCUUUUGCUGACACUUCAACCCUCAGGGCACAUCAGAGAAUUCACACAGGCGAGAAGCCCUAUGCGUGUCAUGUGUGUGGGAGAUCUUUUGCCCAUGUUUCUGUUCUCAGAGCCCAUGAGAGAAUUCACACAGGGGAGAAGCCCUACGGGUGUAAUGAAUGUGGCAGAUCCUUUACCUAUAACUCAGCCUUCAGAGCCCAUCAGAGAAUUCACACGGGGGAGAAGCCCUAUGGGUGUAAUGACUGUGAGAAAACCUUUGCCCAUAAUUCAGCCCUCAGAGUGCAUCAGAGGACUCACACAGGGGAGAAACCCUACGAAUGCAGUGACUGUGAGAAAACUUUUGCCCACAAUUCAGCCCUCAGAGCACAUCAGAAAAUCCACACAGGGGAGAAACUCUAUGAAUGUAACGAGUGUGGGAAAACCUUUUCUCAGAAAACACACCUCAGCACACAUCAAAGAAUUCACACAGGGGAGAAACCCUAUGAGUGUAGUGAAUGUGGAAAAACUUUCUCCCAGAAAUCGUACCUCAGUGGACACGAGAGGACCCACACAGGGGAAAAGCCCUAUGGGUGUAACGUAUGCGGGAAACGUUUUGUCUACAAGGCAGCCCUCAUCGUGCACCAGAGAAUUCACAGAGGGGAGAAGCCCUAUGAGUGCAGCGAAUGUGGGAAAACCUUCUCUCAAAGGACACACCUCUGCGCCCACCAGAGAACGCACACGGGGGAGAAGCCCUACGGGUGCAGUCAGUGUGGGAAAACGUUUGCUGAUAGUUCAGCCCUCCGAGCGCAUCACAGGACUCACACAGGGGAGAAACCCUACGAGUGUACUGAGUGUGGGAAGGCUUUCUCCAAGACGUCACACCUCAGAGCACACCUGAGGACGCGCAUGGGGGAGAAGCCGUACGAGUGUCACCAGUGUGGGAAAAGCUUUUCCGAGAAGUCGUAUGUUAGUGCCCACCAGAGGGUGCACACGGGGGAGAAGCCCUACGAGUGCAGCGACUGUGGGAAGGCUUUUGCCCAGAACUCAACUCUCAGGGUGCACCAGAGGGUUCACACAGGUGUGAGACCCUACGAGUGUGGUGAGUGUGGGAAAGCGUUCUCCCAGAAAUCGCACCUUGGUGCACACCAGAGAAUUCACACAGGGGAGAAGCCCUACGAGUGCAAUGAAUGUGGGAAGGCUUUUGCCCAGAAUUCAACUCUCAGCGUGCACCAGAGGAUUCACACAGGGGACAAACCCUAUGAAUGUGAUGAGUGUGGAAAAACUUUUGUCCGUAAGGCAGCUCUUAGGGUCCAUCGCACCAGGAUGCACACCAGAGCAAAAGCCCCAGUGUGGAAUGAGUUUGGAAAGCCCUCAGGGAACUCCUGCCUUACUGCAUGACGCACAGUAAGGUAUAGCUUGAUGAGAUUUCCCUAUAGUGUUGGUCCAGGUGGGGCUGGCCAGGGAAUGUGACACCAAAUAUCACAUUUAAGCCCAGUCCUUUAAAAAUCACCUUGCAUUCUCCCUGGUCCAUGGUUAGUGGGGUGGAGACGACUGCCACAGCAAACCUGAGUGCCGCGUUGGGAGGUGGCAGACAGGGAAAGGAAACAAGUGCCUGGGACAGCUCUCCACUUCCAGGUCUUCAGUACUUGACUUUCCUUUUUUUUUUUUUUAAACAAAGAUUAGUGUGUUAUGUUAGGCUCUUACAGGUUUGGUCUGUUGUUAAAUGCACAUCGUUGGGCCUGCUCUCUUGUUAGCGUGGAGUGAAACCCUAGGAACAUAUUAAAUGUCAGAAGACCUAUACAGAUUCAACUUACUGCAUAUCAGAGCUGUCUCAGGACAAUACUGUCAUCAACAUCUUAAUAACCAGAAGCCUUUAUUAAGAGCCAGAGAAAUCUCAGGGGGAAAAAAAGCCUUUACCACAAAGAGAACUGCAUUAAACAUCAAAUAACUUGGUUAAAAUUUUGUAUUUUGAGUAAGUAGCAUUUUUCAACAAAUAUUGAAAGUUUGUCUUCAGAUAAUUUAUUCUGAGGAAAUACAUGAGUUUCAGAACUGAGGUUAACAUCCUUACCUAGAACUGAGACAUCAAAACCUGUGUUUUUUGUGUAAUAUUAAAAAUUUUAUAGAAAAUAUAUAAGAUAGUAUUUACCUAUAGACUAAGUCACUGUAGACUGUUGAGUUUUGAAAGUGUAAGAAUAACUUGAAUUCUGUGGACAGUACUAAUAAAUGUUUGAAUUGUCUCUGAGCUAUGUGGAACACCCGUGAGUCGACAUGCAAACAGAUGAUUCAUCAGUGCUGGUGAGUUCUGGUAGGAGCCAGCCACACUUGCCCUGCGCAUGGCCACUUCCAUUGUCAGAAUGAGUGACUGUUCUUCUCUUGGUUUCCUUAAACUUGGUGCUUUUGAUUUUUGGCCUUCCUGCUAAUCUGGCCCUGCAUUGCUAAGGCCCAUGACAUUCUUGGGCAUUUUUCUAUGUUUUUGUCUAUCUAACAUUGUGUAUGUGUAGGUGGUAGCAGUACUUGUGUUGUUGUUACACUUUUGAGUGAUUUUAAGACAAAUAUCCUUAGCCCUCUUGUGCACAUAUAACCUGAGUAUCCUCUUAAUUUAAUUUUUAAACAUAAUGGCUUCUCACACUGUACACUUCUGUAAAUCAGAGCUGUUUUGGACCAGCUAGGACAGCACGUUUUAGAAUUGCAAUGGAAAGGGCUACUUCAUGCCAGAAGCACAGCACUGGUACUGAGCAGCAGACUCAUUUGGGGGAAAAUAUGUAAUGUAAUAUAGUCUUGGCCAAUAAAACAUUUGGUUAAUCUGUGAUAUUUCAGGCUUAUGGUUUGUUUAGCAUGAAGAAGAAAGUGGAAUCAUUUUGAAAACCUGGAAAAAUAAAAAAAUUCUCUUAA
This is a messenger RNA of Marmota monax (woodchuck), 4748 nucleotides long. It is a transcript of the gene Znf658, whose product is annotated as zinc finger protein 658. The record is from RefSeq and is a predicted model, not a curated record. The transcript is spliced from 5 exons. Gene Ontology annotation, biological process: negative regulation of transcription by RNA polymerase II. Lineage: Eukaryota; Metazoa; Chordata; Mammalia; Rodentia; Sciuridae. Gene Ontology annotation, molecular function: DNA-binding transcription repressor activity, RNA polymerase II-specific. The coding region runs from base 135 to 3254 and encodes 1039 amino acids.